AUGAGUUCAACGAAUAAAACACCCGACGCAUCAGCAACUCUUAUACCGAGCACUGCCAAAUGCAAUCGUGCACAAAAAUGGGUUUGCUCUUGUUGUCAAAAGGGACUCAGACCACUGCUCAAAGAGUUCGGUACUAUCAGAAAAUUUUUACCUAAAACAAUCUCAACGGAUCAUUUCAGUAAAAAUUCUAAUAAAAAUCGGUUAGUGGAUAUCAGCUUCAUAGGAUAUUCAUAUAUUUUGUAUAUGGAUGUAUUGUGCUUGGAUGAAACACGUGUUAUAUUACAAGGGAGAUCAAAAGAAAACGAUUACAUUCAUGCUAAUUGGGUUAUAUUACCGUCAUCACGUAAAUAUAUUUGCACGCAAGGACCGCUUGAAGAGACUGCUGAAGAUUUUUGGCUAAUGGUUUUUAAGGAGAAUGUUACAGCGAUAAUAAUGUUAUGUGAUAUAUGUGAAAAUGGAGAACCGAAGUGUGCAGAGUAUUAUCCGAGUUCAGUUGGUAAAACGUUGACAUUUGGUGAUAUCAAAAUUAAAAAUAUACAAAAAGAAAAACCAGUCGAUACAAUUAUUUGUUAUACGUUUUCUGUUGAAAUGAGUAAUGAAACGCAUAAAUUAACUCAUUACAAAUGGGGUGACUGGCCCGAUCGUGUGGCACCAGCAACAGCCGUGCCAAUAGUCGAAUUAAUCUUACGAUUAAAGUCAAAGCAACCAACUGGUCCUUAUGUGGUUCAUUGUUCUGCGGGAAUCGGUCGUACAGGAACGUACUGCGCGAUUGAAUAUGCUAUCGACAAAAUUACAAUGGAAGGGAAUUUAUCGAUUGUGGAUGUAAUAAAAGAAAUUCGACGACAGCGUUUGCAUUCGGUGCAAACUACACUGCAAUAUUUAUAUUUGCAUGUCACUCUGAUAGAAUAUUUAGCAACGACAAAAGUUAUACAACGAGAUGCGAAUACCAAAAAAUUUCAACGUGAUUACGAGAAGUAUUUAAAAAAAUACAAUGAAAAAAAUGCGCACUGA
Molecule: messenger RNA, 1011 nt
Organism: Anisakis simplex (herring worm)
Lineage: Eukaryota; Metazoa; Nematoda; Chromadorea; Rhabditida; Anisakidae
Source: the annotation of a GenBank genome assembly